Messenger RNA from Cololabis saira (Pacific saury), 1955 nucleotides. RefSeq names its product elongator acetyltransferase complex subunit 4 (gene elp4). Lineage: Eukaryota; Metazoa; Chordata; Actinopteri; Beloniformes; Belonidae. The coding region runs from base 1 to 1227 and encodes 408 amino acids. Gene Ontology annotation, biological process: tRNA wobble uridine modification. Gene Ontology annotation, cellular component: cytoplasm; elongator holoenzyme complex; transcription elongation factor complex. The record is from RefSeq and is a predicted model, not a curated record. The transcript is spliced from 10 exons.
AUGGCAGCCCCGGUGAACAGUGUGGGUAACAUCCCGGCUGAACGUUUGCCGUUCAAUACUACGAGCUUUCAGAAGAAAACAAGGAGCAAAUUAAUAUCUAUACCUGGUACCAGACCUUCAGUUCAAAAUGGACAACUCUUAGUCUCGACUGGCGUGACGUCUCUGGACUAUCUGCUCGGUGGAGGGUUAGCAGUUGGAACAGUGCUUCUCAUUGAGGAGGACCGAUAUGACAGCUACUCUCGCAUGAUCUUGAAGUACUUUCUGGCCGAAGGAGUGGUGUGCCAACAUGAACUUUUUGUGGCAGCAGCUCAGGAUAACCCUGAUGACAUCUUACAGGAACUCCCCGCCCCCAUCUUGGAUGAUGUUGCUCUUCACAAACCCCCAGAGCAUCCCAAAUUGCCUUGUGAACCUCAGGACAGUUUGGAUGCCAUGAAGAUUGCCUGGCGCUAUCAGAAUCUUCCUAAAGUACAGAGCGCCCUGGCAUCAUCCUCCCGGUUUGGACACUACUAUGACGUGUCUAAGACAAUGGAGCCAGAAAUUCGCCAGACAGCCAAGUGCCACCGCUUCUACCUUCCACAGCAUGCCUCCCCGUCGUCAACUACAAACAGCUCAAAGCUCGAGCCAUACGCCGCACUGUUGAAGUCACUUCAAGAGGUCAUACAUAGGGAGGGCUUUGACUUGGCUGCCCCCAUGUCAAAGUCGCGCAACAUCCUGCGUGUUGGGCUUCACUCUCUCGGUUCAGCUCUGUGGGGUGACGACCUUAGUUGUCAUGACAACCCUAGACAUAGCCACGCCCUGACUACCUUUCUCUACGGACUUCGGGCCUUGCUGAGGUCAUCACUGUCGGUAGCAGUAGUUACUGUGCCUUCUCAUCUCAUCCAGAACCGAGCACUAAUGGGCGGCAUAACCAGGCUGUGUGACAAUGUCAUAGCCCUGGAAUCGUUCAAAGGCUCAGAGAGAGAGACCAACCCUCUCUACAAAGACUACCAUGGCCUGCUACAUGUACGGCAGGUUCCCCACCUGAACUGUCUGGCGAGUCAACUCCCCGACCACAAGGACCUCGCCUUUAAGCUCAAGAGGAAACAGUUCAGCAUAGAGCGGCUGCAUUUGCCUCCGGAUUUGUCCGAGACGGUGAGCCGUGUGAGCAGGGGGGAGCUGGCCGGCGGAGCCGUGAUGCCUUCAGCCUGCGGCUCCAGCACUUCCGGCACCAAACACCUGGACUUCUAGAGCUCUCAAACAGUCGCCAAGGGCAACAAACACCUGGAAUGCCACAGCCGUUGUCCUCUUUGCCGCAAUGAACAGGUUGUUCCCUCGCCCACAUAAUGUCAACUGCGAUAACCCAGCCAGCCAUUACCACCUGCCAAAUGACCCAGCCAGGGGUGAAGAUCUAAACAUCCAUUACACCUCUGCUCAUAAGGAACACAUACUCCAGUAUUUCAAGCCCUUAAAAAAAAUUAUAUAUAUAUAUGUAUAUAUAUCAUGCAUUUUGUUUUUGACAGCUGAGGUUUUUGUAGGAAGUUUAUUGAAUUUGUACACAAGCAAAGUCAUUUAUAUUCCCUAUUACCUGACCCUGGGGUUGUAUAUGAUGUUGCAUGACUGGCGGGAUCCUAAACGUUAAAAACAGUUACAUUUCUUCAAAGUUUGGUGAAAAAAAAAAAAAAAAGGAUAUAUGUGUGUGUGUGUGUGUGUGUGUAUAUAUACAUUUUCCCCUCUGUCCCGGGGGAUUUUGUCUGCAAGUGAAGUGUCAUCCUGAAAUAUUUUCUAGUCUUUACAGAACCUCCAUCUUGGCAAAUGUUAAAUAAUUUAACGAAGCUCUAGGCUUGCUUUACAAAACAAGAAGCCUCUGCUGUGCUGCUCCAACAUUUACAUCAUUCUGAAUAUACAGUUUGUUUUCAAGGACAGUGGAAUGUGCUCUUAUGUAAUUAAAUAAAAGAAUAUAAGUAUACAGAACCUGA